Anopheles merus is the source of this 410-nucleotide messenger RNA. RefSeq lists its product as uncharacterized. Bases 12 to 410 code for a protein of 132 amino acids. The record is from RefSeq and is a predicted model, not a curated record. Lineage: Eukaryota; Metazoa; Arthropoda; Insecta; Diptera; Culicidae. The transcript has 2 exons.
GCAGCGUAUGGAUGGGGGCUAGUUUCACGCACCCAUUCACAACCACAGCAGCGGGCUAUUCGGAAGGCGAAACUACAGUACGUGACAAACAAACACUUCAGCACUCCAGUGAGGAAACUGAUUUCGAUUUAUUUUUACAACGUGAUACCUCGCACAAAUUUGACAGCUGGGUUUGUUCGGAAAAAGAGGAUGAGGCGCGCAGUGGGGAAAAGAACACAACGGGCGAAACGGGCAAGCGUCAGCGCAAUUGUCACAAUGACUGUCAACUAGUGGAGCAAAAAUACGCCAUCGCGGUUGCCGAGGUAAGAGCACUUUUGUUCCGCCGCUGCUUUCCGGAAUUUCUUUGUUCGUUUCGCGAAAAAUUCGGCGUAAAAACCUACGCGCCCAACGCACCAACGGCAAAAGAUUAA